Molecule: messenger RNA, 873 nt
Organism: Spodoptera exigua (beet armyworm)
Lineage: Eukaryota; Metazoa; Arthropoda; Insecta; Lepidoptera; Noctuidae
Source: the annotation of a GenBank genome assembly
AUGGGGCGAUUAACGGCAUUGGGUAUUAUAGCAUUGGUAGCGUCAGCUGCGGCGGCCCCAGCGCCCCAGUACUGUCCGUGUCUGCCACCCCCCUGUCCGUGCCCUCAACCCUGUCCUCCGCCCGUACCACCACCGUGCCCAUGUGACCCUUGCGCACCACCACCGUCUCCAUGCGGCGAAGGCCCAAUCAAGGUACUGUUGCAAAAGAACUGCGUCUCCGAGCGGCUUAGGGGAGCAGGGUUCCAAGAGAUCCCUGUACCAGGGGGCACCUUCUUCAUCAGCGCCUCCCCAGACGUGAUCAUCCAGCCACCCCCGAUCCUCGUACGACCACCACAACAGGCUCCAAUUGUACCACCAGCGCUGACGGUGCAACCACCACCCGUACCGCCUGUGACACCCCCACCAAUCUGCGUCAGACCUCCCCCUCUGCCACAAAUAACCCCCCCACCUGUUCUCGCUCGUCCCGGACCUGUUCCAUGCGUGCAACCACCUCCUCUAGUUGUGAGAGUGCCUAAACCAGCUCCGAUUCAACCAGCUCCGAUCAGUGUGACUCAACCUCGUCCCGCGCCGAUUCAUCCACCUCAGAUCGUCGUGAGGCCGCAUAAGCCUCAGAACAUUCAGCCGCCCACUAUUUGUGUGUCAACCUCAUCGUUGGUGCAAGGUCAAGGACAAGGGUUAGCCGGUAGUUUGUCAGGGUUGACAUCGUCUUGUCCAUGCUCAUCGCCUUGUCCGUGCCCGUGUCCGUGCCCGUGCCCAUGCCCAUGCCCAUGCGAGCCUCCCCCACCGCCACCCUGCGCCUGCCCCUGCCCCUGUCCCUGCCCAUGUGAGCCACCCCCGCCUUGCCCAUGUGAGCCCUCACCCUGCCCAUGCUAA